Molecule: messenger RNA, 2988 nt
Organism: Durusdinium trenchii
Lineage: Eukaryota; Dinophyceae; Suessiales; Symbiodiniaceae
Source: the annotation of a GenBank genome assembly
AUGUCGGUCGCUCCAGUGCUGUCUCCCGAAUCCCAGCCUCUACCAAAUGUGUGGGAAGAUCCGCGCCUGGGCAAGGGCACUCUUGCUACUCUUUUGGAGCAGCAGCCGGCACUUCGACAGCGGAUGCAUGACCAAGAGAACCCGCAUGUCACACGCUGGCUUACCAAAGAUGCCACUGGUGUUGCAUCAGUCCGUGCGAUGGCCUUGAACCCUACCCUGUUGGAGCUGGUGGCAGAGGAAUGUUCGACCAGUGUCUCUAGCGAUGACUGCCCUACACACAUGCAAACAAACUACAAGUUGCACUCGUACCUGACUCGAUUUGUGUUGGUUGUCCUUCCCAACCGCUUGAGCAAAGACAAGAACUUGCUCAACCUGAUCUUCAUUCGACUCACCGAAGACUUCAAAGAGUUGUUUGAGAAGGGUGUUGCCACACAGUCUGGGCGGUGGUUCGGGGCCCUGUUGGGGUUCAAGGGGGACCUCAAAUGGUAUGAGAAGAUUGCUUCACUGGAUCGAUGCUUCAAUCGGCAAUUGAAGUUGGACGCUCACAUGUGUCAUGAGUGUUUAGCCGGCGUUCCCACGCUGCCUUUCGAGACGAUCUCUCACCAUCCAGCCUGGGAGGAAACAAUCUAUUCGCAGAGACCCUGGUCCUUUCCUCCACCUUGGGAAAGCAUUCCUUUCAAUGUGGACAACCAGAACCCCAAACCUGAGAUGAUUCUCAGACGCGAUGUAUUCCACAAUUUCAAGCUUGGUGUUCUGCGUGAUUUCACUGCUUCAGCCAUCCUCCUCCUGUGCCACUUGAAGUAUUUUCAUGAAACGAAGACGCGUGGGUCUGGAAUCAGCAACAAAAUUGAUGUUCUGCUAGAGCGAGCCUAUCACCACUUCAGGCUUUACUGCGAUACAUCGAAGAGGUAUCCAGCACUACAUAGUUUUUUCACCCCAAUUUUCUUCAACCGUACCAAGUCUACAGACUACCCCUGGAUGAACGCAAAGGGCUCUGACAUAGUUCUGGUAGUGGCCUGGCUUCGGGUCUUUGUGGCAGGCCUACUUCUCAAUCCACUUGCUGAAGAUCACAAACAUGUUUUGGCGGCCAUUCAAGAGGGUGCUGCCGCAGUGGAGAAAUUUCACGGAAUUUUGUACACACACGGCAUUUUCUUGCACAAGGAGUGUGGGGCACGUCUUCACCAAGAGCUUCACACCGCGCUGAACUGCUACAACAAGUUGGCAUUCCAUUCGUUGUACGGGUACUCUUUUUGUGGCUUCUCUAUGAAGUCCAAGUUCCAUGGAAUGACCCUCUUCGAUGUGAAGCGCUUGAUUGGGCGACGCUUCAAGGACUCCACGGUGCAGAAGGACAUCAAGCUUUUGCCCUAUGCGAUUGUCGACAAAGCAAGCAAGCCGAUGAUUAGCGUGAAGGUGAAGGGCGAAGAGAAGGUCAUGGCGCCUGAGGAGGUCUCCUCGAUGGUUUUGACCAAGAUGAAGGAGACGGCGGAAAACUAUCUGGGAAAGGAGGUGAAGCAUGCCGUGGUCACGGUACCAGCCUACUUCAACGAUGCCCAGCGGCAGUCCACCAAGGAUGCGGGCACCAUCUCCGGAAUGAAUGUGUUGAGAAUCAUCAACGAGCCGACGGCCGCUGCGAUCGCUUAUGGCUUGGACAAGAAGACUGAGAAGAACAUCUUGGUCUAUGAUCUGGGUGGUGGUACCUUCGAUGUCUCACUGCUCACCAUCGAUAACGGUGUCUUCGAGGUGGUGGCCACCAACGGCGACACUCACCUCGGCGGCGAAGACUUCGACCAACGUGUGAUGCAGCACUUCAUGAAGAUCUUCCAGAAGAAGCACGGCAAGGACAUGAGCAAGGACAAACGUUCCAUCCAGAAGCUCCGCCGAGAGGUGGAGAAGACCAAGCGUGCUUUGAGCUCCACCCACCAGGCUCGACUGGAGAUCGAAGCCUUGUACGACGGCACAGACUUCUCCGAGACCUUGACCCGCGCACGCUUCGAGGAGCUGAAUGCGGACCUCUUCAAGAACACCUUGGGUCCGGUGAAGCAGGUCUUGGAGGAUUCGGGGCUCAAGAAGAACCAGGUGGAUGAGAUCGUCUUGGUGGGCGGCUCCACAAGAAUCCCCAAAGUACAGCAACUCAUCAAGGACUUCUUCAAUGGUAAGGAACCCAACCGCGGCAUCAACCCCGACGAGGCCGUGGCCUAUGGCGCUGCAGUGCAGGCAGGCAUCUUGAGCGGCGAGGGUGGACAGGACCUGCUCCUGCUAGAUGUGACUCCCCUGACCUUGGGCAUUGAGACGGUGGGCGGCGUCAUGACGAAGCUGAUCUCGCGCAACACGGUCAUCCCAACGAAGAAGUCCCAGAUUUUCUCCACCUACCAGGACAACCAGCCGGCGGUGAACAUCCAGGUCUAUGAAGGGGAGCGACCCAUGACCAAGGACAAUCACCUGCUUGGCAAGUUCGAGCUCGGUGGGAUUCCGCCCGCGCCACGUGGGCAGCCGCAGAUCGAAGUGACCUUCGAGAUCGACAGCAACGGCAUCCUCAACGUCGGUGCAGAGGACAAAGGCACCGGAAAGAGCGAAAAGAUCACCAUCACCAACGACAAGGGCCGAUUGACUGAGGAGCAGAUCGAGAAGAUGAUCCGCGAAGCUGAGGAGUUUGCGGAUGAGGACAAGAAGGUCAAGGAACGCGUCGACGCGAAGAACGCCUUCGACGGCUACAUCCACUCGAUGCGCUCGGCCACGGAGGGCUCCGGCGAUAACAAGGGCCUCAGUGAGAAGAUGGACUCGGAUGAGAAGGAGAAGAUCCUGGACGCUCUGAAAGACGGCCAGUCCUGGUUGGACUCCAACCCUGAGGCCGAUGCUGAGGAGAUCAAGGAGAAGCACAAGGAGAUUGAAGGAAUCUGCGCGCCCAUCGUGUCCAAGUAUUAUGGCGGCGGCGGUGCGGGUGCUGGAGCCAGCGACGAGGACGAGGAGGAAGCGCAUGAUGAGCUUUGA